AUGGAGAGGGGCGAGAGCAUCCUGGAUGCCGUGCUCGACGAGGAAACCCUAGAUUUCGGCGGAGAUGACGUCGAGAUGGCUGACGCGGAGGCGGACGAAACCCCCAUCCCCGACCCCCCCGCCGCCGGAGCAGGAACCGCUGGCGGUGGUGCGCAGGCGGGCGGACCGGCGGGCAAGAAAAAGAAGAAGAGGAAGUCCGGGAGGAGUAAGAACAGGGGGAGGCCUGAUGGGCCACCCACCAAGAUCGGCGACAUUAAUCGUUUUGUACUUGACACGUGCAGGCGCUUGAAGGAGAAAAAGUCAUACCUUGUCUGGAAUGCUAUUGGCUGCCUUGGUGUUUCUGCUGUCAGCGAUCUUGUACGAGAGGUUGAGGCCAUUCAGAAGUGUGGUGGGCAGACGAUUGCUGAUGGAAGUCGUUUCCGGACAGGUGGUGGAAUCCUCUGGAACAUCUUGAAAUCACGAGAGCCAAAGGCAUACAAGGAAAUUAUGGUGAAGGGAAGGGAGCUUGAGAAGCAGUUCAUGUAUACGAAAGGCAGACCACAGAUGAGCAGAAAUGAAGAUGCAAGCUCACAGGGCACCGCGCUAGUUGACGAGGAAAUUGAAGCACAUGAUGACCCUGAGCACUUGGUCGAUGCAGAGGAAGCACCUCCUUCUGUUGAUAAAGCUGAACCUCGUAAACCAGUAGCCGACAGGAUUCGUGUGCCUGUUGCUUAUGAUGAUCUUUUUGAAGAUGGAGAGAUACAAGAAGAACAACCACAAAAUUGA
Molecule: messenger RNA, 765 nt
Organism: Triticum turgidum subsp. durum (durum wheat)
Lineage: Eukaryota; Viridiplantae; Streptophyta; Magnoliopsida; Poales; Poaceae
Source: the annotation of a GenBank genome assembly